Molecule: messenger RNA, 4565 nt
Organism: Harpia harpyja (harpy eagle)
Lineage: Eukaryota; Metazoa; Chordata; Aves; Accipitriformes; Accipitridae
Gene: ENPP1
Product: ectonucleotide pyrophosphatase/phosphodiesterase 1
Exons: 26
Coding region: 345-2870 (841 amino acids)
Biological process (GO): ATP metabolic process; negative regulation of fat cell differentiation; nucleoside triphosphate catabolic process
Cellular component (GO): cell surface
Molecular function (GO): metal ion binding; nucleic acid binding; dinucleotide phosphatase activity
Source: RefSeq, a predicted model, not a curated record
GCCGCGCCCAUGCUGCCGGCCAUGGAGGUGGCUGAGGAGCCGGAGAAAGCUCCAGGCGGCAAGAGCAAGGACCCCAACACCUACAAAGUGCUCUCCCUGCUGUUUGGCGUAGGGGACACACCAGCAAAGACAAAACCAGGUUAAAACAGGAAAAUAUGGCUGGAAAAGCUAAAAAGACUUCAAGAGCCGAAAAGCCGGUGGAAGUAAAAAAACUUGCUUUUGUCACUGAAUUUGAAGUACUGUGGACUGAAAGUUUGUCUCCAAGUGCUGCUUGGAGUCACUUUCAGCGCUGGUUCAGAGGCCCCGGUGGCCAAAGCCAUUGUUAGCAGGUGCUCUGUGUCUGCAUGUUAACGACAAUCCUAGGAUGUAUAUUUGGCCUGAAGCCUAGCUGUUCAAAAGAUGUGAAAACCUGCAAAGGUCGUUGCUUUGAAAGGACCUUUGGAAGCUGCCGUUGUGAUAGAGAUUGUGUCAAGCUUGGAAACUGCUGCUUAGAUUACCAGGAAACAUGUAUACAACCAGCCCACAUAUGGACCUGUAAUAAAUUCAGGUGUGGAGAGAAGAGGCGACCAGAAUAUCAUUGCUCCUGUUCAGAUGACUGUGUGGAAAAUAAGGAUUGCUGUGUCAAUUAUUAUGCUGUUUGUAAAGGAGAGGCAAGCUGGGUCGAAGAAGAGUGUGAGGACAUUACUGAACGCCAGUGUCCAAAAGGAUUUACCAAGUCUCCAGUGUUACUAUUUUCAUUGGAUGGCUUCAGAGCAGAAUAUUUGCAGACUUGGGGUGGACUUCUACCUGUUAUUAGCAAAUUACAGAAAUGUGGAACAUACACCUCCAGUAUGAGACCAGUGUAUCCUUCAAAAACCUUUCCCAAUCAUUACUCCAUUGUCACAGGGCUGUAUCCUGAAUCUCAUGGUAUAAUUGAUAACAAGAUGUAUGACCCCAAAACAAAUGCAUCCUUCACGCUUAAAAGUGAAGAGAAGUUUAAUCCACAGUGGUACCAAGGACAGCCUAUUUGGCUAACGGCUAUGUACCAAGGUCUAAAAGCAGGUACGUUCUUUUGGCCUGGGUCGGACGUAGCAGUUAAUGGAACCUUUCCAAACCUGUAUGAAAAAUAUAAUAGCUCAAUCCCCUUUGAAGAAAGAGUGAUAACUGUUCUUCACUGGCUGCAGCUACCUGAAGAUGAAAGACCACACUUUUACACUCUGUAUUUAGAAGAACCAGAUUCCUCAGGCCAUAAGUUUGGACCAGUAAGCAGCGGAGUCAUUAUGGCAUUACAGAGAGUGGACAACAUAGUAGGGAUGCUGAUGGAUGGUCUCAAGCAAAUGAACUUGCAUAAAUGCCUGAACAUUAUUUUUAUAUCAGAUCAUGGGAUGGAAGCAGGGAGCUGCAGAAAAACAGCAUAUCUGAACAGCUAUCUGGAUGAUGUUCAACAUUUCAUGGUAGUACCUGGUCCUGCAGCUCGCCUAAGACCUAAUAAUGUUCCAGAUGAGUAUUUCUCUUUUAAUUAUGAAGGCAUUGUCAGAAACCUCACAUGCAUAGAACCAAAUCAGCCUUUCAAAGCUUAUAUGAAACAGCUGCUACCCAAGCGUUUCCAUUAUUCCUAUAACGACCGGAUUGAACCAUUGCACUUUUAUUUAGACUCCCAAUGGCAGCUUGCUAGGAAACCGCUUGAGAUUAAAAGCUGCAUAGGUGGAUUCCAUGGCUCAGACAAUCGCUUCCCCAGUAUGCAGGCUAUCUUUAUUGGUUUUGGACCAGGAUUCAAGUUUCGUACUCAAGUUGAUCCAUUUGAAAACAUUGAAGUAUAUAAUUUAAUGUGUGAUUUGCUUGAUUUGAAACCAGCCCCAAACAAUGGAACUCAUGGGCGCCUAAACCAUCUUUUAAGGAACCCUGUUUAUACUCCCCACCAUCCCAAAGAAACAAGCCAUCCUUCAGAAUGCUCUGUAGUAGGACAAAGAGCCUUUUCAGUGAGCCUUGGCUGUUCCUGCAGGACAGGGGGCUUGCCAAUCAGGGAUUUUCAUCAGCGUUUAAAUCUCACUGAAACAGAAGUUAAGAAGAUAGAGACACUUACUUUACCCUAUGGACGGCCCAGGGUUCUGCAGAAGAGACAUAGUUACUGCCUCCUUUACCAUUACCGCUAUGUGAGUGGAUACAGCAGGGAAUAUGGGAUGUCCCUGUGGAGUGCGUACACUGUUAACAAAGAUGCCAAAUGGGUUUCUGCUACAGAAGAUAUCUCCAGCUGUUUACACAAGGAUGUUCGUAUUUCUUUUAAUCAUAACCAGACAUGUUUGUUUUACAACAAUCACCCUCACCUAACUUACGGAUUCCUUUCUCCUCUAAAUUUCAUGAUAGGUGAAAAGAAACCUCACUAUGAUGCCUUGCUUACUAGCAACAUUGUGCCAAUGUAUCCAGCAUUUAAAGUGUUAUGGAACUACUUCCAUCAAUACCUGCUACCUAAAUAUGCUGCAGCCAGGAGUGGUGUCAAUGUAGUCAGCGGUCCUGUGUUUGAUUAUGACUCUGAUGGGCUCUAUGAUACCCCAGAAAGGGUGAAAAGACACCCCAGUAAUUCAGAAGUUCCAGUUCCAACUCACUUCUUCAUUGUGCUGACUAGUUGUAAAAAUACUUCUGAAACUCCUCUGGAGUGUGAAGGGUCUCUAGAUGCUUUGUCUUUCAUUGUACCUCACAGAGAAGACAACAGUGAAAGCUGUGCAGAUGGCAAGUCUGAGUCUGUGUGGGUUGAAGAGAGAAUGAAGUUUCAUACAGCUCGGAUCAGAGAUAUAGAAUUACUUACUGGUCUCAGCUUCUAUCAAGACAGAAAACAGCCAGUAUCUGAGAUUUUACAGUUAAAAACAUAUUUACCAACUUUUGAAACGGUCUGAUUUUUCCUAUGGAAUGUUGUUAUCCAUUUCACAACUGAUUUGUAAAUAGAUUGUUUUUAAUUAAUGUAAACUUUUUUUUAAAUAAGCUGGAACAUUUAUUGAGAACUCUUGACCAAAACGCCAGUAGGGAGGAGAGUGGGUGCCAUAUUUGUAUCUCAGGGACUCCUGAUGGACUAUGUAUGUAACAUAGGCUGGCAGCUCCUUUCAUUCCCAUUUGAAUGUGGUAGAACCCUGUCCAUUACUAAAUGCUAACAGCAUUUGAUCAUCAUAGUCUGAGACACGAACAAAAAUGUUAUCUUUUGUAUGCACUAGAGAGGGAGAAGUUUAUAAAGUAUGGGUUAUGAUCAAUAUUCUACUUCAAAAAUAUAGAUAAUUACCCAAUACAGUUCUGAGAAAUAACUACAUUCUUGGUGACUGUUGAAAUAUAAACAGCACCUCUCACUGCAGGUUUUCCUUGAGGUAUGAAUUACAUUCUGAGCUUUGGGUCUCAUAAAAUAAUGCAGUGUUAUGGUGCAAGAAGCUAUACUGAGGUUAGUAAAACUGGUAACUGGAACUUCCCCAACACAGAAAAGAGCCUGGCUAAAGGAGUUCUGUUACCUGGGAGGCCUUGGUAUGUUGCUGCCCUCUGGUGUCUCCAACACUGAAGGAGAAUUUGAUGGAUGUUGUAUAUGCAUCCUUGAAAUGAGCAGGUAUAGGAUGUAUCAAGUCACUGCAAAUCAGAAGAAAUUAAAUCAGGAAUACCUCUGAGCUCCUAGAAAUAAUUAUCUUUCUUCAAAUUAAACAAAUUUGAAAAGAUUUUGCUUCUUCAAAACAAAGAUGUCUUUUUCAAUUUGGUGCAUGAUUUUGUCAGCUGUGGUUUUGAAAUCCCAUUUUUGUCAAGAAAAGGUAAUUUUGCACUAAGAAUGUUGUCUUAGUUAGACUGCUAAGUUGAUCUUCUCUAAUUGCACAUCUCAUCACUACGGUAAAUGCCCACAGGCCAUUCAGUUGUCCGUUGGCAGCAAAUGAUGAGAUCCUAGCUGCAUUUGUAGCUGUUCUUAGUGCUACAUCAUCCAAAUUCCAGCUCACAUAAGUUACCCAUGUUGAAUGCAGAUGCUGCCAGAUGCAAGUUCUGAAGAAGCAUGUAAUGAACUUUCUUGGAAGCUUUCAGUCUACACAAACAGCUGCUACAGGCACUCAGGAGUGUAGGAACUCCCUCCUUUUCCAGUACACAUGCUAUCACCUUUGUAAUUCUCCCACUCUCUCUCUAAAGCUGAUGAGCCAAAAUUGGCUCUGUUACGUAUGAAGUUUGGCAUAGUCAAUUACACAUUUAUGUUCUUUUCAUUUAAAAAGAAGAAAAUACAUCAUGCACAAGUGUGUUAGAAGAAUGAAGAGCCUGUGACUGAGCAGAGAGGCAUUUUACCUUACAGCUUGGUCAGGGGAUGUUGGAGGCUGGAUUCAAAGCCUGCUGAAGUUGGUGGAAGCUUUUCCAUUAACUUCAGUUUGAGUGGGCUGAAAUCCUGGGACCAUUUUUUCUUUUAACCAAUUGUAUUUUCUUGAUCUUCUGUUACAAGCAUGAUUUUUUUUUUCCUAAAGUAGUUUCACUGUGUGAAAUUUAAAUGUGUUGUAGCAACCUCACAUUAUGAUAUGACUGUGACAGCAUUAUUCAGUGUAACUGCUUUGUAACAUUGCCUGUGACCAAUAAAAACAUCAGAAGUA